AUCACCCUCCCUCCCGCUUCGUCUCUUUUCCGUCGAUCCGUUGAAAUAUCGCGCGCGACGACGGUCUAGUGGGGCAUGUUAUAAAAAAUAUAUAUAAAAUGACGCAGCGACGACGCAACGCAGCGCAACGUACUAAUGGGGCCUCGCUCUAAGUGGUAUAAAUUCACGAUUAAGUUUACGCGACUGGUCACCCCAUUCAGUUACCUAUUGGGUAACACUAGUUAUCUGUCAAGACUUGGAUUCUAUCAUUUAUAUGACUAGAAACCACGCUAAUUAAAAUAUUUUGUUGCUCCAUUAAAGCAUACUAAUCAAAAUUAAAAGGUAAUAAGUCGUGUUUGGUAGUAUCUACCAUACAUUAUAAUAUUACUAUUGGUGUCAGAACUCUUUCAAGCAAUUUAUGACCAGUACUUGCUACUGAUCGCCGGUUUAAAAUAAUAUGACAACAUCGAAAUAUUUUGAAAAAUGUUUCAUUACUGUUGGCACCACACGAUUUGAUUUACUUUGCAAUGAAAUAGUAUCGUCUCCUGUUCUGCAAGCCUUAAAGAGAUCUGGUUGCAAGAAUAUUACAUUUCAAAUUGGAAAAAGUAAAAUGGACCCAGGCGACUACGAUCUAGAUGGAAUUAAACUGCAUUGUUACAGGUUUAAAGAUUCUAUAGAGAAUGAUAUAAAAAAUUCUGAUUUCGUCAUAAGUCACGCUGGUGCCGGCAGUGUUUUGGAAGUUUUAAAUGCAUGUAAACCACUCUUGGUAGUCGUAAAUGAAGAUCUCAUGGAUAACCAUCAACUAGAAUUAGCAGAACAAAUGCAAGUGGAUGGUCAUUUAUUCUAUUGCACUUGUGAUACCUUAGUUUGUACUUUAGACCAAAUGGAUUUUAGUUUAUUAAAACCAUUGGAAAAAGCUAAUCCAACACACUUCCUUCAAUCAAUGAAUAGACUGUUAAAUAUACAAAAUUAA
Pieris brassicae (large cabbage white) is the source of this 952-nucleotide messenger RNA. RefSeq names its product UDP-N-acetylglucosamine transferase subunit ALG13 homolog (gene Alg13). The record is from RefSeq and is a predicted model, not a curated record. Bases 437 to 952 code for a protein of 171 amino acids. NCBI's taxonomy places the organism in Eukaryota, Metazoa, Arthropoda, Insecta, Lepidoptera, Pieridae. The transcript has a single exon. Gene Ontology annotation, biological process: dolichol-linked oligosaccharide biosynthetic process. Gene Ontology annotation, molecular function: hexosyltransferase activity.